ACAGUGUGGCUUUCUUGCAUUGCAGCAGUGCCAGGAGUCAAGCCCCGAUCGAAUCACACUGUAUGGUUUAAUGAUGAAACCUAUCCAGCGCUUUCCACAGUUCAUUCUACUGUUGCAGGAUAUGUUGAAGAACACUAAUAAAGGACAUCCUGACAGAUUACCUCUUCAGAUGGCUCUUACAGAACUUGAAACUCUGGCGGAGAAGUUAAAUGAAAGGAAAAAGGAUGCAGAUCAGCGUUGUGAAAUAAAACAGAUAGCAAAAGCAAUGAAUGAACGUUAUCUGAACAAGCUACUCAGCAGUGGAAACAGAUACCUCAUACGGACGGAUGAUAUGGUUGAGACCGUUUACAAUGACAAAGGAGAAAUUAUCAAAACGAAAGAACGGCGACUUUUCAUGUUAAAUGAUGUGCUAAUGUGUGCAACUGUAAAUAUUCGCUCUUCCUAUGAAAGCAGUGGCACCGUGACAACUGGCCAGAGGUAUUUAUUGAAGUGGAGCGUACCGCUGGGACAAGUGGAAGUCAUAGAGUAUGGCAGCAGUGAGGGCCAAGGGGAGAACUGCAGGUUUCCACCCCAGCACUCUGCUGAAAAUGUCGUCAUUAACUCUAAGCCAA
This is a messenger RNA of Antrostomus carolinensis (chuck-will's-widow), 611 nucleotides long. Its product is annotated as rho guanine nucleotide exchange factor 10-like. Gene Ontology annotation, cellular component: centrosome. Gene Ontology annotation, biological process: positive regulation of stress fiber assembly; mitotic spindle assembly; actin cytoskeleton organization. The annotation marks the transcript as partial. Lineage: Eukaryota; Metazoa; Chordata; Aves; Caprimulgiformes; Caprimulgidae. The transcript has 4 exons. Gene Ontology annotation, molecular function: guanyl-nucleotide exchange factor activity. The record is from RefSeq and is a predicted model, not a curated record.